GGACACAACCGGCAACGUGGGGCGGGACGGAAGCCUCCUGGGGUCAGAUCGGGGCGACGCGGGAAGUCCAGACGCUGAAGCUGCCUGAAGAGAGGAGGCCUGAGGCGCAGGUCCGGCCCUGGUGGCGGCAAUGGCGGAGAGGCCCGAGGACCUGAACCUGCCCAAUGCCGUUAUUACCAGGAUCAUCAAGGAGGCGCUCCCGGACGGUGUCAACAUCUCCAAGGAGGCCCGGAGCGCCAUCUCCCGCGCCGCCAGCGUCUUCGUGCUGUACGCCACCUCCUGUGCCAACAACUUCGCGAUGAAAGGGAAACGCAAGACACUGAAUGCCAGUGAUGUGCUCUCGGCCAUGGAGGAAAUGGAGUUUCAGCGCUUCGUUACCCCGUUAAAGGAAGCUCUGGAAGCUUACCGGAGGGAGCAGAAAGGCAAAAAGGAAGCCUCGGAGCAGAAGAAGAAGGACAAAGACAGAAAAACAGAUUCAGAAGAGCAAGACAAGAGUAGAGAUGAGGACAACGAUGAAGAUGAGGAGAGGCUGGAAGAAGAAGAACAGAAUGAAGAGGAGGAAGUGGACAACUGAAUGGGGAAAUCUGAUGGUGCUCAGGAAUCUAAUCCUCUCCCACCCCUGUCUCAGCCUCUCCCCCACCCCCCUUGUAACUGCUUCUGAAGUACCUCUGUUGACCUUUCUUAGGUUUGGGGAGACUUUUCUCUCUCUUUCCAUUUAGUGCUCCAAGCACUUUUUUGCUUGUCUCUAAGGGAGCUGACAAGUAGUGAAGUGUAGUUUGACACUGUUAAUUUGUUAAAUUAAAACAGUGAAAAGUUUGUUGAUAAAUGAGUGAAGAACGUUGAGAAGAGUAUAAUGCUUUGUACAAAUAAAGAACACUCUUGUUAAA
Molecule: messenger RNA, 887 nt
Organism: Eptesicus fuscus (big brown bat)
Lineage: Eukaryota; Metazoa; Chordata; Mammalia; Chiroptera; Vespertilionidae
Gene: POLE3
Product: DNA polymerase epsilon 3, accessory subunit
Exons: 5
Coding region: 131-574 (147 amino acids)
Biological process (GO): leading strand elongation; DNA damage response; heterochromatin formation
Cellular component (GO): epsilon DNA polymerase complex; CHRAC
Molecular function (GO): chromatin DNA binding; protein heterodimerization activity
Source: RefSeq, a predicted model, not a curated record